AAAGGAUUAUCAACAUUCAUCACUGAAGGGAGUCAUUGAGGAUUUAUUCAACCUGGAGUGUCAAGUCCGACCGAUCGCCGUUGGUGCCCUUCACCCCCCUACCACACACCACCAUGGCCGACAGCAUACACCACUCACAACGGGCGCAAGGCUCGAACAACUUUGAUGCCUCCGAGCUCACCAACGCUUUCGAGCAACUGAUGCGUAAUAAGAGAUUCCAUCGUCUCCAGGAACACUCGAGGGCUCGUACUCAUUCUCCAUCGCCGUCUCCGUCUCAGGUGUCUUCGCCUGGGCCUUACGCACCACCUCAUCCCUCGCGAGCACCACCACCACCUCCGCCGACCGCAGCUCCUUUUCAGCCACCCCAAUACCCACCACAACCGCAACAAUACCCAUCAACUCAAUCUUCAAUGCUGCAGGGGCUACCAAUUGUUCCAUCGCCGCCACAGGAUCAAGCGUCGUUGAAAUUCCGCAAUCUCCUCCACGUCCUGUCUGUAACACCGACCAAAUAUGAGAACCCGGGUCUUCUCGAUGAAGCCCUCUCCCUUAUCCCACUCGAUCGGUUAUAUUCAGAGGCAGAGGAGGAGAGUCAGAUCUUGCAGGCACAGGCGGCUAGCGUUGGUGGCAGACCCGAAUGGGGAUACCAAGAUUGUGUUAUCCGGUCUCUCCUGAGAUGGUUCAAAGGAUCGUUCUUCCAAUUUGUCAACAACCCCCCUUGCUCACGGUGCUUUCGGCCUACAAUUGCCCAGGGCAAUACACCACCUUUACCCGAUGAGACCGCUCGCGGUGCAACACGAGUAGAACUUUACCGAUGCUCUGAAUUGUCUUGUGGCGCCUACGAGAGAUUCCCUCGCUACUCCGAUGUUUGGCAACUACUACAAAGCCGCCGGGGCCGUGUAGGCGAAUGGGCCAAUUGUUUCAGCAUGUUCUGCAGAGCCCUUGGUGGCCGUGUACGAUGGGUAUGGAAUUCAGAGGACUACGUCUGGACCGAAGUGUACUCUGAACAUCAGAGGCGCUGGGUGCAUGUAGAUGCCUGUGAGGGGGCAUGGGAUCAGCCCCGUCUCUACGCUGAAGGCUGGGGCCGAAAGAUGUCCUAUUGCAUUGCAUUUUCAAUUGAUGGCGCCACCGAUGUCACCCGCCGAUAUGUACGAAGCCCGGCGAAGCAUGGAGCAUCACGGAACCGCGCUCCUGAAGAGGUCGUGCAUUGGGUGAUUCUGGAAAUCCGAAGGAAGCGUCGGGAGAACCUCUCCAAGACCGACCAAAAGCGUCUGAUGAAGGAGGAUGAGCGCGAGGAAAAAGAACUUCGCCAUUACACAGCUUCUGCCCUUGCUGCAGAGUUGAACAACCUUCUCCCACAGAACCAAACAACCGGUAGACUGGACGAGCAAAAGACUCCUGUCUCGCGGCAGGAUGCAGCUGCAGAGUGGCUUGCCGCUAGACAAAGAAACUCUGGUCAUUCUGGUCCUGAUCACUCUCAGGGUGGACGGUAGCACUGCAUCUAUUUCAGAGUGUCUACAAUCAACUCAUCGUCUUGCGAACCGUCGCCCAGGCUCAAUCCACUGACGGCCGAUUGACAACCAACACGAGAUCUUCGACCGAUAAGACGAUACAACGUGAUCAAUGUGCUUCGAUGCUUGACUUUCGAUAAACGCACGAUACACGAUGGAUUCAGCUAGCCUGUUAUAGGAUUUAUAU
Molecule: messenger RNA, 1695 nt
Organism: Aspergillus caelatus
Lineage: Eukaryota; Fungi; Ascomycota; Eurotiomycetes; Eurotiales; Aspergillaceae
Gene: png1
Product: peptide-N4-(N-acetyl-beta-glucosaminyl)asparagine amidase
Exons: 3
Coding region: 114-1490 (458 amino acids)
Biological process (GO): protein quality control for misfolded or incompletely synthesized proteins; protein deglycosylation; glycoprotein catabolic process
Cellular component (GO): cytosol; nucleus
Molecular function (GO): peptide-N4-(N-acetyl-beta-glucosaminyl)asparagine amidase activity
Source: RefSeq, a predicted model, not a curated record